This is a messenger RNA of Diaporthe amygdali, 1362 nucleotides long. RefSeq lists its product as uncharacterized. Gene Ontology annotation, molecular function: hydrolase activity, hydrolyzing O-glycosyl compounds. Bases 1 to 1362 code for a protein of 453 amino acids. The record is from RefSeq and is a predicted model, not a curated record. The transcript is spliced from 3 exons. Gene Ontology annotation, biological process: carbohydrate metabolic process. NCBI's taxonomy places the organism in Eukaryota, Fungi, Ascomycota, Sordariomycetes, Diaporthales, Diaporthaceae.
AUGUCGCGAACCCUCACCCUCGCCAGCUCUCUGCUCUUGGGCCUGGUUGCCGCCCAGUCACCUGACACAACGGCCGAGAAUCACCCCAAACUCACAACUUACAAAUGUACCACGGCUGGUGGAUGUACUGCGCAGGAUACAGCACUUGUUCUCGACGCCUCCUCACAUCGCAUCUAUCAGGCUAAUGCCCCGGAGUCCAAUUGCGGUGACUGGGGCUCUGGCGCGAACGCCACAGCUUGCCCUGACGAGGAGACGUGUCAACAAAAUUGUAUCUUGGAAGGAAUUUCAGACUACACUGCGAACGGGGUGUACACCAAUGGCUCAGACCUAACUCUUCUAAUGCUGAGUAACGACGGCGAGACUGAGUAUAGCCCACGGAUCUAUCUCCUGAAUGAGGCCGAAGAUGCAUACGAGAUGCUCCAGUUGACCGGACAGGAGUUUACCUUCGAUGUCGACAUGAGCAAGCUUCCUUGUGGGAUGAACUCGGCGCUAUACUUGUCCGAGAUGGAAGCUACCGGAGGCAAGGACUCCUCCGACCUCUCUGUGGCCGGCGCUGAGUAUGGUGCGGGAUACUGUGACGCACAGUGCUAUACCACUCCAUUUAUAAACGGUCUGGGAAACAUCAAUGGCAGUGGUGUCUGCUGCAACGAGCUCGACAUCUGGGAAGCCAACGCCCGCGCAACCCACAUCGCACCUCAUCCAUGUAAUCAACCUGGCCUUUACGCAUGUGAUGCGAGCGGCGAGGACUGUGGUGAUAACGGUGUCUGCGACAAGAGUGGUUGCUCGAUGAACCCAUACAAGAUGGGACACCCGGAAUACUACGGUCUGGACCUCGAGGUUGACACUAGCCGACCAUUCACCGUCGUCACCCAGUUCCCUUCUGACCAGAGCGGCCAGCUCACCGCCAUCAGACGCCUCUAUAUCCAGGAUGGAAAAACUAUCGAGAUGCCCAUCUCGACAGCACAAGGAGUCCCCGCACAAAACUUCCUGAAUGAUGAGUACUGCAAUGCCACCGGGGCCGAUAAAUACAUGGGCCUCGGGGCAACUGGGGGAAUGGGUGAGGCCAUGAGCCGCGGGAUGGUCCUCGUCUUCAGUAUAUGGUGGGAUAAGACUAGCUUCAUGGAGUGGCUUGACGGUGCCAGCUCGAACGCCGGGCCUUGCAAUGCAACCGAGGGCAACCCUGAAAUCAUCAAAUCCAUCCAGCCUGACACUCAGGUCACGUUCAGUCAGAUCAGGUGGGGAGAUAUUGGGUCGACCUUCUCAGGAUCUACGAACGGAACAGGGAGCACCAAUGGCUCAAGCUCGGCCGUGAGCUCACUACCACAACGAUCCAACGUCAAGGGUCUCCCAUUCCAGAGCUAG